AUGAUUUUUUUUAAUCAAAUGAGCAACUGACUGGCUCUCUUCUUAAUCUCCACAUAUGUGUCAAGAGAAGCUUACCCUCUUUUGAACCCAAGUCAUGAGUUGGAUGUUCCUCAGAGACCUAACUGGAGUAAACAAAUACUCAACUGGGAUUGGGCAGAUUUGGUUGGCUGUUGUGUUCAUCUUCCGUUUGCUGGUCUACAUGGUGGCAGCAGAACAUGUGUGGAAAGACGAGCAGAAAGAGUUUGAGUGCAACGUUAAACAGCCUGGUUGUGAAAAUGUGUGUUUUGAUCACUUCUUCCCCAUCUCCCAGAUCAGACUUUGGGCCUUACAACUGAUCAUGGUCUCCACGCCUUCACUUCUGGUGUUUCUACAUGUAGCCUAUCGUGAGGGUAGAGAGCAAAGGCACAGAAAGAAACUGUAUGUCAGCCCAGGUAUGACGGAUGGGGGCCUGUGGUACACUUACCUCAUCAGCCUUGUUGUUAAAACUGGUUUUGAAAUUGGCUUCCUGGCUUUAUUUUACAAACUGUAUGAUGGCUUUAGUGUUCCCUACCUUAUGAAGUGUGAUUUGAAGCCUUGUCCCAACACUGUGGACUGCUUCAUCUCCAAACCCACCGAGAAAACAAUCUUCAUACUCUUCUUGGUUAUUACCUCAUGCCUGUGCAUUGUGUUGAAUUUCAUUGAACUGAGCUUUCUGGUUCUCAAAUGCCUUAUUAAGUGCUGUCUCCAAAAAUACUCUCAAAGACUCAAGUCCUCAGCACAGGAGUGCCACAACCUCAGAUAUGUUGAAUGUGGUGAGAUAGGGGCUCCUCCCCUACUCCAGAAUCGCCAUUCAGAUUUGGCCAUAAGCUCACCCCAGCGAGGUGAAACAAAACUGCUUUUUGACACACAAGAGGGUUAA
Messenger RNA from Ailuropoda melanoleuca (giant panda), 898 nucleotides. It is a transcript of the gene GJB7, whose product is annotated as gap junction protein beta 7. The coding region runs from base 95 to 898 and encodes 267 amino acids. Lineage: Eukaryota; Metazoa; Chordata; Mammalia; Carnivora; Ursidae. The record is from RefSeq and is a predicted model, not a curated record. Gene Ontology annotation, biological process: cell-cell signaling. Gene Ontology annotation, molecular function: gap junction channel activity. Gene Ontology annotation, cellular component: connexin complex. The transcript is spliced from 2 exons.